CUUGCUCCGGAGGGUGCGGAGGGGACCAUGCCUUCGCCGCCACCACUUGUUCUCCUGCUGCUGAUGCUGCUGACUCCGGGGGCUGCAGCGAUACAAGGCAGGGCUGGGCAGCCUGGGGAAGGCAGCACCCACCAUGGCCAGGGUGCGGAUGAAGGUAAGAUUCUGCCGACGAUUUCCCAGGACGAUCCAGAGGUCCAGGUGAUGAAGGAGAGACUGCGCCGGGGGACAGAGGAGGAUUCCAAGUUGGUGCAGCAGUACGUGCCAGGGGUACGGGUGGAGUUCCCCCGGCCCCUCAACUCUGCCAACCUGCACCCAACUAAGGCCCUGCUGCCAUCCAGCACGGACCCAUCUGAGCGGCAACAAGGGGUCCCCACGGAUGGGGAGGGGGCAGAGCCCCGAGCCAACCUCACCACCGUGUCCGACAAGCGGUUGCAAAUCCAGAACCCCUUGUACCCGGUGACGGAGAACUCCUACAGCGCCUAUGCCGUGAUGUUCCUGUCCCUCAUUGUCUUCGCAGUGGGCAUCAUUGGAAACCUCUCCGUGAUGUGCAUUGUAUGGCACAACUACUACAUGAAGAGCGCCUGGAACUCCAUCCUGGCUAGCCUGUCUUUCUGGGACUUCCUCAUCCUCUUCUUCUGCCUGCCUGUGGUCAUCUUCAACGAGAUCACCAAGAAGAGGCUGCUGGGGGAUGUGUCCUGUCGCAUCGUGCCCUUCAUGGAGGUAUCAUCGCUGGGAGUCACCACCUUCAGCCUCUGCGCCCUGGGCAUCGACAGGUUCCACGCGGCCACCAGCCCCCAGGCCAGUGCCCGGCCCAUCGAGCAGUGCCAGUCCAUCAUCGCCAAGCUGGCUGUCAUCUGGGUGGGCUCCAUGACUCUGUCAGUGCCGGAGAUCCUGCUCUGGCAGCUGGCGCAGGACACGUCGCCUGUGUCCGGCGUCAUGACGGAGUAUUGCACCAUGAAGCCCUCGUCCAACCUGCCCGAGUCCGUCUACUCACUAGUGCUCACCUACCAAAACGCUCGGAUGUGGUGGUACUUUGGUUGCUACUUCUGCUUGCCCAUCCUCUUCACCGUGAGCUGCCAGCUGGUGACCCGGAGGAUCAGCGGCACGGAGAAGAAGACCGAGUGCCGAGGAACCAAGCACACCCAGUGUGAGAGUCACUUGAACUGCACCAUCAUCGGGCUCACCAUCAUCUACGGGCUCUGUACCACCCCUGAGAAUGUCUGCAACAUUGUGGUGGCCUACAUGUCCCCUGAUAUGUCCAAGCAGACCUUGGACCUGCUCAACCUCAUCAACCAGUUCUUCCUGUUCUUCAAGUGCUCAGUAACGCCCGUCCUGCUCCUGUGCCUCUGCAGACCCCUGGGCCAGGCCUUCAUGGACUGCUGCUGCUGCUGCUGUGAGGGCUGCAGCCCUGACACUGCCUCCAGCGAGGGCAGCGCCGACAGCAAGCUCAAAACAGAGAUGUCCUCCUCCAUCUUCUUCGACAAGCCUCGGGAGUCCCCUCCACCCCUCCUGGCCCUUGGCACACCUUGCUAAGUGCCACUGGGGAGCUGUAGAGAUCAUUCCACCACCUUCUCCCAAGACCAAACGUUGUUUUGCCAUUAGUGCCUGUGUCUGGAUGGGGAGCAAGCAGAAGAGACAGCUCAGAGGGCUGUGCCAUGGGCUUCAAACCCCACGUUGGGUAAGUGGGGCUUGAAACCCCAGGCCCCGUGGCUACAUUGGCAGCCUUCUUGCCUCUGCCCAAAGGCCAACAAGGACAUCAGCACCCUCCCGUCCUGGCUGCCUGGCCAGGCGCAGAGGGGUUGCUGCCCUGGAGAUGGAGUUGUGCCAGAAAGGUCCCAUCUGAAACUAUGGAGGGUUUCCAUGGUGGCUUGCAGAGGACAUAGAAAACACAAACUGCCCUCGUCCUGUCCUGUCCCCUCCUGCCAGCCCCCUCCACAGUAGGAGAAGGUCCCAGUGACUAUAUUCCACUGGAUCCAAGCCACUGCCUUGUAAGAGCUCAAUAAACCAGUAACCUAGA
Aquila chrysaetos chrysaetos is the source of this 2017-nucleotide messenger RNA. It is a transcript of the gene GPR37L1, whose product is annotated as G protein-coupled receptor 37 like 1. Gene Ontology annotation, cellular component: plasma membrane; signaling receptor complex. Bases 28 to 1533 code for a protein of 501 amino acids. Gene Ontology annotation, molecular function: G protein-coupled peptide receptor activity. NCBI's taxonomy places the organism in Eukaryota, Metazoa, Chordata, Aves, Accipitriformes, Accipitridae. Gene Ontology annotation, biological process: adenylate cyclase-inhibiting G protein-coupled receptor signaling pathway; positive regulation of MAPK cascade. The record is from RefSeq and is a predicted model, not a curated record. The transcript is spliced from 2 exons.